AUGCCUAUUAAUCAUGAUGGUUUCGCCCUAUCAUCACCAUCGUCAUCAUUAUUAAUAUCUGAUAUCAAUUCGCAUAAUCAUGAGAAAAAUUGGACAAAUCUAUAUGAUCCUGAUGUAAAAAAAACGAAAAGUAUCGCUGGCAAUCCUCCAGUGGAUUAUUCUAUGCAUUCACCAACGCAUGAAUAUAAAACCUCAGCGUUUACAUCGGUCACUUCAUCAGUUUUGUCAAGAUCAAAUUAUAAUUAUAGUGUAAUUCAGCCAUCAAGCUAUGCGAAUGACUGCGGUAAUUCAAUGUCAUCGUGUCAUUUAAGACUUAUACCGAAAUGCUUAGAUUACAAUUUGAAAUCAUCUAGUGCUAAUGAUGAUGAGCGUCCAUUGAAACGUAAAUAUUCUAGAAGUAAUUCAAAUACUACUGGAAAAUACAGUGGAAAGUACUUCAGAACCAAAAUUGGUGAUAACAAUGAGUUGAAUUAUAACAAUAAAUUGAAUGACACCGAUCAAUCUACUACUGGCAAUGAGUCAAAUAAUUAUAACACCGAUACUACGAGUAAAUUAUUAACUGAAACCUAUCUGUUAACAAAACAUUCUUCUCAUAAAACUAUGAAUACAUCAGUGAGAAAAGAUACAAAAGUGGAUAAAAGUUUGACACAUAAAGAAUCAAAUAUUUUAAAUAAAAUGAAGACGCCAGAGUCUGUCUCUUCAUACUCGAAGCCAAACACUCAGGUUAAAGAAGAAGAUGAAGCAGUGAUCAAUACUUCAAGGUGUAAUACAAAUGAUAAAGAAAAAAGUACAACAGUUUCUGGUGCAGCUUAUAAAUAUUUAACAUGGCGUGAAAAAGAUCGUAGACGAAGAUUUCGUGAAGAAUGGAAACAUUUAUGGCUUGUUAUACCACAUGGACUAUAUGAGGUGAUGUGUCUCGUCUGUCAUAAGGUAAUGACUCAACGGAAAGUGGACACAAUCAAACGGCAUACAGUCAGACGUCAUGCAGAAUUGAUUGGUCUUUCUGAAUUAGAAAGGGAACAUUUAUUCAACGAGCUGAUGAAACAAUAUAGUAUGUUGGAAGCUAAUAAUUGUAAUCCAUCAUCUGAUAUCCAUACUAAGAGAUCACGUAAAUCUAAUGAGAUCCAUUAUUCUACAAGGGAUGUCUGUAGCAUAUCGAACACAGAACAAUUUGAACGUCUGCCUAACACUUCUUGUUGUCUAGAUAGUCAGUCUUCAAGAAUGAACACAGUCAAAAGUUCGAGUGUAUCUAGUGAUAGUGCGGUGAAUGAAAUAUCUGCUUCUCGAUCAACAUCCCACAGAAAGAGUAAAAAUUAUUUUAACAAACCCUUUCAAAAGGUAAGCCCAACUUCUAAACAUACAACGAAUCUUUCCACUUAUGGAAGAGAAGAUCUACUAAAAAUCCCACAUGACAGUAGUACUGUUGACAAUGUUAAAGUCUUACAACCAAACAUAUCAGCAAAUGCAUACAACACUCCAAACUUUAUUGUCAACCCACCUACAUUUGACAAGUCUCCUGGAGCAAGUAAUUCUUGCUACGCAUCAUAUCAUUCAGUAUUUGAGAAUAAAUCUUACAACACAACAUUUCCUUCAAAAAUAGGAUCAUGUGUUCCAUCUUUUCCAAGCUCAAUACUUUCACCGUUGUCACCAAUUUCUAUGGAUCCUUCAAGUACAAUGAAUUCUUCAUUUUCUCCAGGCUUUUCAUCUAUUAUGAGUCCACAUGCUGAUAAUGAGAAACAAUGUUUUGAUCUCAAAAGUGCAAUAAAUUUCCAGUCAUUUGCAUCAACACUAUUGUCACCAUCAUCUUCAUCACUAUUUUUACCUGAACUUUUAUCAACAUUCAGCAAUAUCAACAAAUUAUGUACUUCUUCUAGUUUGAAUAAAGACAAGCAUACCUGUAUGAGCGAUAAAAGUGCUAUUUACGGUUACCCUGACGGGAAUAUGAAUUAUUCACCAAUUAAAACACAUGAAAACAUACAGUUUAAAAAUAUAACUGCUAAACAAAUAAUAUCGAAUAAUGAUCACAAUGUCAAUUGUGGUAAAACCAAAGAAUCAUUGUUAACUCCAGGGACAUUGAUUCCAAAUCAAACCUUAGACAAUAAGAAUCAUAAUGUGAGUAUGCAACAGCCUUUUUCUUCAAAUGAAGACAGAGGUUUUCAACACACAUCAUCAUUGUCAUCAGCGUCUACAUCAACGCAUCUACAAAUAGUUUUAACUUUGCAGCCUGAUAAUUAUUUGGUUAAUUCUUUUUCUCUCUACAUUCCUUUCGAAGCAGAACUUCCUAACACCUCCACCACCCCCACCAUCGUUUCUGAUGAUACUCUGACAAAAGCUUUGAUAAAUAACGUACCAAUGUCAAAUCAGGAGAUCGCUGAUAUCCUAUGCAAAGGCUUUUGUAAAACUAUUUUCAAUACUUCAUCAAAUGUAGAAAAAUCAUGUGAAUCUGAUGAACCCCUAAGUCAUGAGGUGUACAGAAACUAUUCAACCAGUUCUAAUCCAUGCAUUCAGGGGAAUAUCUCCAGGUUACAGGAAAAAGAAUCAGGCAUUAGACCAUCAAGUUGUAUUGAUCCCAAGCGUCUUCAUCGGCCAACUGUUACUACUACUACUACUUCUACAUCCGUUUGUCCCAAAGAUCCUGUAUGUCAAGCUAAAUCGAGUAAAAAUUUAAACAAAUUUACCAUUUCGUCAUUGUUGGAUACAGAAUGUUCCCCAGUGACAAGAAAAGUUACAAAAACAAAAACAGGAAAUAGUCAGGCAACUCAGAGUAAUCCAAAGAAACACAAAACCUCUCCUAUCAGUGAUUGUAAUCACCCGCCUCUUCCUCGACAAAAUGGUUUGCAGGAAAAUUUCACAUUUAAACAAACUUCUAAGUAUCAAUCGUGUGUUCUUUGUAAUUUAGAAGGAAAGAAUCCUGGUGUUUGUGAGGCAGACACAAUAUUUUCAGUAGACAACUUAUGCCGAACAAGCGCCAACAUAUUUCAUCCUCAAGACUUAUACAAUUUACGCAACGAGAAACAACAGGUUUUCAAUAAUUGCUUGGAAUUACCCAGUUCCUCUGUCAGUGUAGGAACAUUAGAACACAACAGGAGUCUUUACGCGACCUGUCAUUUGAAUAAAGAUAUAUGUAAUAGCAUUUAUAAUCAUAAAGAUCAAGUGAAAUUUGAUGCUUUGUCGAAUUUAAAUAGUUUUAAAAAUCAGGAAUUCAGUACAUUUGAAGCUUGUAUGAAAUUUUACUAUCUUGAAUUACUACGACACCAUUAUGAUAAUGUGGCGAAGGCGAAUCAUUCCACACAAUUUGGGUCAAUGUCAGAAUGUGCGCCUAUCGUUGAAAAAAAUGGAUCAACCGGUUUCACGGAUCCUUCAGAGGAUUACAAUAAAUUAUCCAAUAAAGACUAAAGUUCAUGGAAUAAUAAAGAACUAUCGUUCAUCAAUGCAAAAAAAACACUGAAUACUUACAGAAAGACAAUCAGUUAGAAAUGUAAAAUAAAUAACAUUUAAAUACAGGAAUAUGGAGUAAUUUUGGAAUUUCAUCAGUAUACAUUUAUUUGUCGUAAGUGAAAACAACCAGCCAUCUUGAAUUGAUCUAAAACCAGAGAUUACUUAUAUAAGGAAUAUAUUAUUCUGUACAAAGUCACUUUGUCAAAAAAUUGCAAUUGGCUAAAGAACCCACAUCACUUUACAGUAAUCAACUUGAAAAGAUGGAGAGGUAUAGAAUGAGAUUUCUACGUCAUUCUUAAAAACAAAAAACAAUGUACAAACUUAAAUGUUGUAUUUCAGCAGGUCAUUUAUUCCUUGAAUAAUACAGUGAUACAAAAGACGCGGGUGUUUUGUUUUUCCUAUAAAGAGAAUCUGUGAUUUCGUCAUGUAUUUCAUUCAAAAUAAAUUACCAAAAGAUUAGGGGGAUACGUUAUUUUGAAAACAACAACAACAACAACACGACAACAACAACAGACUCAGAUACCUUUCCGCAUUGCAUCAUUUCCUUUGAUUACAUAAUUUCUACUUUUAUUUUUCCUUCAGCAAGAAUGACUUAGUUUACAAACGGUGUUUUUCUCCCUCUCUCUCUCUCCCUCUCACACUGAAAUGUUGUCAUGUGUUGUAUGAUUCUUUAUCUGUGUUGUACAUUGUGUCAAGUGUAUUCUACUCAUUGUGCUGUACACAUAUGAAGCAAAUAUUAUAUUCUGUGAUUAAUAAUGUGUAUAGGAAUGACUAUUGUGGUAAUUUUUAAUUUUUCAUAGAUUUUAAUUUGUAUUCCUUUUUACCAGAGACUCUGUUACAUAAUUUGUAUACAGUGAUGUUAACUUUCACUAGUUAAUGGAUGUCAUAUAUAUGUAUUUGUUAUAUAUAUUCAUUAAAAGGUCUUUACUGAAGUAUCAGAUGAAGUCAAGUUCUUGAAGUAUGAUACAUAUUCAGUGGUUAGUAUUAUUAUCACUAUUCCAUUGCAUUCCAAGUGGAGUAC
Messenger RNA from Trichobilharzia regenti, 4459 nucleotides. NCBI's taxonomy places the organism in Eukaryota, Metazoa, Platyhelminthes, Trematoda, Strigeidida, Schistosomatidae. The record is from the annotation of a GenBank genome assembly.